Messenger RNA from Striga hermonthica, 1146 nucleotides. NCBI's taxonomy places the organism in Eukaryota, Viridiplantae, Streptophyta, Magnoliopsida, Lamiales, Orobanchaceae. The record is from the annotation of a GenBank genome assembly.
AUGUUGCCGGAAAAACAAGCGGAGGAAGCCAUCGUCGACGCCGGCGCCACGGCGGCGGCGGAGGAGGAGGAGGAGGAGGAGCAGGGGAUUUUCAGCGUGAAGAGCAUGCUCUGGCACGGCGGCUCAGCUUGGGACGCCUGGUUCAGCUGCGCCUCCAAUCAGGUGGCCCAAGUUCUUCUGACGCUGCCGUACUCGUUUUCGCAACUGGGCAUGCUUUCCGGCGUCGUUUUCCAGAUAUUUUACGGGCUGAUGGGGAGUUGGACGGCGUACCUUAUAAGUGUUCUAAUUUGGUCCUUUCUGGGCCUUGGAAUGACCACUUUUACUGCUUGGUACCUCACAAUUGCAGCUAUUGUUCAUGGCCAGGUUAAGGAUGUGCAACACUCAGGCCCCAAAAAGAUGGUUCUGUACUUCACAGGAGCCACCAACAUACUCUACACUUUUGGUGGCCAUGCUGUUACUGUCGAAAUCAUGCACGCGAUGUGGAAGCCUCGAAAGUUCAAGUACAUUUACCUUUUGGCCACACUCUACGUUUUUACUCUGACUUUGCCAUCGGCCUCGGCCAUGUAUUGGGCGUACGGAGACCAACUUCUCACUCAUGCUAAUGCUUUCUCUCUCCUCCCGAGGACCGGAUGGCGUGAUACCGCCGUUGUUCUCAUGCUCAUCCACCAGUUUAUCACAUUUGGAUUUGCAUGCACGCCUUUGUAUUUCGUGUGGGAGAAGGUAAUUGGGAUGCACGACACGAAAAGCAUGUGCCUAAGGGCGCUCGCUAGGCUACCGGUGGUGAUACCGAUUUGGUUCUUGGCCAUAAUUUUCCCCUUCUUCGGACCAAUCAACUCGGCGGUCGGGGCGCUUCUAGUGAGUUUCACCGUCUACAUUAUUCCGUCCCUUGCUCAUAUGCUUACUUAUCGGAAAGCAUCAGCUCGUCGGAAUGCUGCUGAGAAGCCGCCAUUCUUCAUGCCAAGCUGGACCGCCAUGUACGCAGUCAACGCCUUCGUGGUAGUAUGGGUCUUGGUAAUCGGGUUCGGGUUUGGCGGUUGGGCCAGCGUCACCAAUUUUGUGAAGCAAGUGGACUCAUUUGGGCUUUUUGCAAGGUGCUACCAGUGUAAACCUCCACCACAGGCCCAUCCAGCUGCACCAACCCAUUAA